AUGAAUGUAUUUCUAACAAAAAAGAUGAUAUCAAAGUUAGGCACAGUUUCUUAUCCUGUCACAAAUAAAAUUUCUGAUGAUGGGAGCUUGAAUGACCAUUGGUACAAACUGUUUUCAGACAGGCAACUGCCACAACGGCUUUCAAAGGAGAUGAUAUGUAGAGUUUGUGGACGAAAUGGUUGUACACCACUUAGUGAACACAUUUCAGAUUAUGAUAAUAUUAUGGGAGCAAUAAGCAGCAUUGGCAAUGUAGCGAUUAGCACUGAUGAUUCUUUACCUAAAUACAUAUGUACUGAAUGUUUAGAAUCUCUGAAGGCAGCUAUCAAUUUUAGAAAGAACUGUGAGGUUGCAGACAGAAAAUUUAAGAAGAUAUUGAAUCCCAUGGGAGAUCCAUCUUUACACUCAUAUCCAUAUUCAAAACAUGACUUCCAAUUAAUACUUCACCAUUUUAAGAAGAAAAGAUUAAAACAUGAAGAGGCUCAGGAAUUGGAAAGAAAGAAAAAGGAGAGAUUACAACAAAAGCAACAGCCAAAGAAGAAGGAGAUAAAAUGUUCUUCUUGUGAUAUGGCAUUUACUUCAAGGGAUGGUUUAAUAGCCCACAGACAAGUGAAACAAUGUAUGCUCCGUGCAUGUGAUGUUUGUGGUCAGCUUGUCUAUAGUAUCGCGAAGCACAUGCGACAUUUUCAUAAAGAGGUUAUUUCACACAAGUGUCCAACUUGUGGUAAGGAGUUUCCUGUUAUUGCAAGACUGAAAAAUCAUAUGCUUGUCCAUACAAACACAUUUAAUUUCUUCUGUGAUCUGUGCCCUUACAAAUGCAAGUACAAGUACUAUCUAGUGAUGCAUAUGCGUACACACACGGGCGAGAAGCCAUACAAGUGUACAUCGUGUCCCGCCACAUUCGUUAACCCGUCAAAUUUGAACAAACAUAAACUAACACACCAGGAAAAACAGUUUAAGUGUAUUAUGUGCGACAAAGCAUUCCGAACAAAUGCAGGAUUGCGCGAACAUCACGACGCAACACAUAUGAACAUAAAACAUGCUUGCAAUUUCUGUGGAAGGGAUUUCUGCUAUAAGUCAGACCUCCGCAAACACGAAAUACGAACUCACAACAGAACGAAGAGAGAUUAUAUAGGUGGGGAGCCGUCCUACAAACAAGUAGAAAGAAUGCAAAAAGUAGACGUGGAAAUGGACAAAUGGCGACAGGAUAUGGUUCCUCAGCCAAUUGAAACAUAUAUAGAACAGAAGCAGGACUAUUUACCACAACAAAUAUAUUACACUGAUGUUAACGGGAUCCUGCAGCCAGGAAUACCUCAACAACAAACUGUUCAACUAACAUUACCGGAACUGGAUAUGAAAAAGGACGAAGUGAAAGUUUAUGGGGCACAGCAAUCUUUGGGAUAUUUUUAA
This is a messenger RNA of Pieris macdunnoughi, 1407 nucleotides long. NCBI's taxonomy places the organism in Eukaryota, Metazoa, Arthropoda, Insecta, Lepidoptera, Pieridae. The record is from the annotation of a GenBank genome assembly.